Exophiala spinifera is the source of this 1293-nucleotide messenger RNA. RefSeq lists its product as uncharacterized. The record is from RefSeq and is a predicted model, not a curated record. Lineage: Eukaryota; Fungi; Ascomycota; Eurotiomycetes; Chaetothyriales; Herpotrichiellaceae. The transcript has a single exon. Bases 1 to 1293 code for a protein of 430 amino acids.
AUGAUCCAGGGGAAGCGCGUUGGGGUGUUUAUUGCGCUGGCAACUAUCCUUAGCUUGUUGAUUUAUUAUCGGGCGACCAGUUCUGCCAUUACCAUCCGAUCACUACGCAGCACGGUUCCGCAAGUGGUUGGUUUGGGAGAUUUCUUCGAUGCGGACGGUGAAUCGGUCCAGGAACCAGUCCAGCUAGGGUCUCGACCGGAGGACUAUCAACCUUUUCAUCCUCCAGAAGAUGGCUCCCCCUCCAAAUCCAACGAACCCGCCACUUUUGGAAAUCCGUCGCCAGGCGCGAAGACUUUCACACGCAAUCUCGUCAUGGCCAGAACGAAGGCGGAAAACGUGAGCUGGCUCGACACGGUCGAUCUGGGUCCGAACAUCAACAGGAUGAUUUAUGUUGCGGACGACCCCAAGGCUCCCUUGCACCCACCAAAGAAUAAGGGUCAUGAAGUGAUGAACUAUUUGACCUACAUCAUCGACUUCUACGACAAUCUUCCAGACGUCAGCAUCUUCAUGCACUCUCACCAGUUUGCGUGGCACAAUGACGACCUAUUAAACUUCGACGCGGGCGAGAUGAUCAAGCGUCUCAGCAGCGAAAGAGUUCAACGUCAAGGAUAUAUGAACAUGCGGUGCCACUGGGUGCCCGGCUGUCCCGAAUGGAUCCACCCAGGCCAGAUUGAGCCUGACCGGGAGAAGCUGGAGCAGUCACUGAUGGCCGAUGCGUGGGCUGAAUUGUUCCCCGGCAAGGAAAUCCCCGGUGUGCUUGCCCAGCCUUGUUGUUCACAAUUUGCGCUUAGUCGAGAUAAAAUCCAGGAGCUCCCUAAGGAAACAUAUUCACACUUUCGAGAUUGGCUGUUACGGUCGGAACACCGCGAUACGAUGAGCGGGAGAAUCUUCGAGUACCUCUGGCAGGUCAUUUUUACAGAUCAGAACACCUUUUGUCCAAACCAGCGGACGUGCUACUGUGACGGCUUCGGUGUUUGCUUUGAGACUGACGAGACGUACGACAAAUGGUUCGAAAUCCGAUAUUAUAAGCAACAAGCCGAGACGGAGCUGAGGGAGUGGCAAGAAGCAGCCGACAAGAUCGAAGAAUAUAGGCACAAUGGGAAACUGCAGGAGAUCGAGGCGGGCGAGCUAAAAGUGCCCGAGUAUGGCAAGAAUGAAAAGCUUGCUGCUAAAAUACGAGAGUACGAGGCUGAUCUCGAACAACGGCGCUUAGGGGCUCUCCAGAGGGGCGUCGACGCCAGAAUCAGAGCCGAGAGUGACGGAAGACCAUGGAGCGAGGGUGACGGGUAUUAA